Messenger RNA from Triplophysa dalaica, 4190 nucleotides. RefSeq names its product NLR family CARD domain-containing protein 3-like. Lineage: Eukaryota; Metazoa; Chordata; Actinopteri; Cypriniformes; Nemacheilidae. The transcript is spliced from 14 exons. The record is from RefSeq and is a predicted model, not a curated record. Bases 107 to 3463 code for a protein of 1118 amino acids. Gene Ontology annotation, molecular function: protein binding.
GGUGAGACUUUUUUUAAACAUCAAGCUUCAAAGUUUGUGACAAAACGGUGUACAGUUAAUAAGUGCUGAAAAACCUAACAGUGCAAUUUAAUGAUCCAGUUACCCAAUGGAUGAAGCGGAAACUAUAAAAGAUGGAGAUUUAUUUGCAAGAAGCAGACCAAAGUCUCCAGUGGCCAGCUGCUUGUCCAUGAACACCAACAGCUCUAUUGAUCAUCUUACAUACCUAGAUGACAAAAUGACAGCUGAAAACAGUAAGCAAGUAAGAUCUGUGUCACUCAUACAAAGCACUGUGUCCAUGAAGAGUGAUGCUUCGAUUGAACGGCCUCCAAACAUCAAUGGUGAAAUGCCACCUGGAGGAAAAUCAGACUUCGGAGAUAUCAUGGGGUCCAUGGAGUAUAGCCGGUCACCUAGCACAGAGAAAUGGAGAAACAUGGUCACUUCACAACCAAGCACUUGUGAAUCUGAACCUGCUGUUCUUGAGAAAUUCAAAUCAAACAUGAAAGUCAAGUUUCAAUGUUUGCGUGAGGGAACAGCCCAUCAGGGAAACCCAACACUCCUCCUCAAUGACAUCUUCACAAAGGUUUACAUCACAGAGGAUAGCGGCGGAGAGAUCAAUAAUGAACAUGAGAUCAGACAGAUUGAAGCAGCAUCCAGGAGAACAUCAACAGAGGACAGACCCAUCAACUGCAAUGACAUCUUCAAACCUUCCUCCGAACUAGACAAACCCAUCAGAACUGUGAUGACGAAGGGAGUCGCUGGAAUUGGAAAAACAGUCUCUGUGCAGAAGUUCAUUCUGGAUUGGACUGAAGCGAAAGAGAAUCAGGACAUCGGCCUCAUAUUUCCACUACCAUUCAGAGAGCUCAAUUUGAUGAAGAACAAAACACUCAGUCUUUUAGAUCUUCUUCAUCUUUUUUUCCCAGAGACCAAAGAAUUGGAAAUAAGUGGUGAUAAAUAUAAAGUGUUGUUCAUCUUAGAUGGUUUGGAUGAGUGUCGUCUGUCUCUGGAUUUUCACAGCAGCGUGAGGUUGUGUGAUGUUGAAAAAUCGGCCUCGAUGGACGUGAUGCUGACAAACCUCAUCGCCGGGAAUCUGCUUCCCUCUGCUCUCCUCUGGAUCACCUCCAGACCAGCAGCAGCUGAUCUCAUCCCCUCUGAGCGUGUCCAUCGAGUCACAGAGGUACGAGGCUUCAGUGACCCACAGAAGGAGGAAUACUUCAGAAAGAGAAUAAGCAAUCCCAUACUAUCCAACAAAAUCAUCUCGCAUUUAAAGUCUUCCAGGAGUCUGUACAUCAUGUGUCACAUCCCAGUGUUCUGCUGGAUUUCUGCAACUGUUCUAGAGAGAAUGUUGAGUGAAGCUGAGCCUGAAGAGAUCCCCAAGACUCUGACUCAAAUGUACACACACUUCCUGAUCAUUCAGACAAAUAUUAAACAUCAGAAGGAUUAUGAGAAGAAAGGGGAAGAUGAGGAGAUGAUUCUCAAACUUGGAAAACUGGCUUUUGAGCAGCUUGAGAUAGGGAAUUUGAUCUUCUAUGAAGAAGAUCUGAUGGAGUGUGGCAUCGAUGUUGCAGAAGCAUCUGUGUACUCAGGAUUGUGCACUCAGAUCUUCAGAGAAGAGUUUGGGCUGUACUUGAGGAACACGUACUGCUUUGUUCAUCUGACCAUGCAGGAACAUCUUGCAGCGCUAUACGUGUACCUCACCUUUAUCAACAAAAAUACAAAUGUUUUUGAUCGAAACACCACAGCAUCCUCAGAUCUGUCUGACAUGCUUUUGAUCGCUGUUGAUAAAACCCUAGACAGUGACAAUGGACAUCUGGAUCUUUUCCUCCGGUUUCUUCUGGGCCUUUCUUUGACGUCCAAUCAGGCUCUCUUACGCCUGCUGACACAGACUGAAAUCAGCUUCCAAUGCACAGAUAAAACAGCUGAAUACAUCAAACACAAGAUCAUGGAGAAUCCGUCUCCUGAGAGGUCCAUCAACCUGUUCCACUGCCUGAAUGAACUCGGUGACCAUUCUCUUGUCAAGGAAGUUCAAUAUUUUCUUACUUCUGGGUCAAUAAGAGGAACUAAACUUUCAGCCUCACAGUGGUCGGCUGUGGCCUUUGUGCUGCUGACCUCAGAACAGAUGGAUGUGUUUCACAUGAGCAAGUAUGCCAGAAUGUGCAGUGAUAUCGAUGAAGUUCUUGAGAGGCUGCUGCCUGUGAUCGAGGCAUCUAGAACGGCUCAUCUGCAUUAUUGCAUACUGUCAGCCAAAUGUUGUUCAGCUCUGGCGUCAGCUCUCAGCUCAAAGAUCUCAUGCCUGAGAGAGCUGAACUUAAAUGGAAAUGGACUUCAUGAUGAAGGAGCGACAGAUAUUUCCUGUGGUCUGGAGAGUCUUCAUUGUAGAUUGGAGAUACUGAAGCUUGCAAACUGUAAGCUGACAGACAGAAGCUGUGCUGCUCUGGCCUCUGCACUUAAAUCAAAAUCCUCCAGUCUGAAAGAGCUCAACCUGAGCUGGAAUAACCUGCAGGAUGACGGGGUGAAUCUGCUCGCUGCAGGACUGGAAGAUUCACACUGCAAACUGGAGAUACUAAAGUUACGGAAGUGUGGUUUCACAGAAUCAGGUUGUGCUGCUCUGGCCUCAGCUUUAAAUUCAAAUCCUUCCCAUAUGAGAGAACUACAUUUGAAUAGAAAUGAUCUUGGAGACAGAGGCAUCUCUGGUGCACUGGAGAACCCACUCUGUAAACUAGAGAUACUAUGUAUGGUUAGAUGUGGUAUCACAGCUGAAGGUUGUGGCGCUCUGGCGUCAGCUCUGAGAUCAAACCCAUCCCACCUGAGACAGCUGAAUCUGUCUGAGAACCAAUUCGGAGAUGCAGGAUUGACACAAAUCUCUGCUUGGUGGAUGAGUCCUGACUGUAAACUAGUAUCGUUGAGACUGAUGUACUGUGGUAUCACACAUGAAGGUUGUGGCGCUCUGGCAUCAGCUCUGAGAGUAAACCCCUCACACCUGAGCAUGGGCGCAGCACCCCUGCACCUGAGACAUCUGAAUCUGUCUGGAAAUAUUCUAGGAGAUUCAGGAGUAAAACUGCUCUUUGCUGGACCGGUGAAUCUUCACUGUAAACUUGAGAUACUGAAGCUGAUGUAUUGUGGAGUCGCUGAUGAAGGUUGUGCUGCUCUGGCUUCCGUUAUGAAAUCAAACACAACAGAUCUAAAGGAACUCUAUCUGGAUAAGAAUGAACUGGGAGACUCUGGUGUAGAGCUGCUCUCUGCUGCGUUGGAGAAUCCACACUGUAAACUGGAGUUACUGAAGCUGUGGGAUUGUGGUAUUACAGAUAAAGGUUGUGUUGCUCUGGCUUCAGCUCUUACUUCAAACCCCUCCCACCUAAGAAAUCUCUAUGUGUUUGGGAAUAAUCUCGGACUGUCGGGAGUGAACCCGCUAUCUGCACUAGUAGAUGAUCCACAUAAUUCACUGGAGACUUUUGAUUUGUACUAGGUACUCGAUGCUACUCAUUGAAGAUCAUUGCUGAAGAGAUGCUAUGUCUGAUUCUCCACACUGGAGACAUCUGCAGGGAUUAUUCUUCUCCAAAAUAUAUCAGCAUAUACUGUACUAAUAUAGGAAACACCCUUUUAUUAUAACACACAUUUUACCUGUUCCUUCGCUAUAUACCAUUACAAAUCAAUAUUAGUGUGUGCUAUACAUACUGUACACCAUACAGCAUUAUUAUCUUCAAAUUGUAUAUUCAUUUAAGGAGUGUAUUUGAGUGUUUUAUACAUUAACCCUGUUAACUGUAUAACUCCAUGAACUCAUGGAUUUAAGUUUACAUAGAAAAGUCACAGGUGUGCUGUUAAGACUUGAGUCUACCGCUCAUUUCAAGUUUAUUGUUACAUUUCAGGUCAGACUAGUUAUUCAAAGUUAAAAUCGUUCACCUCAGUUUGUAUUAUUUAUGCUAUGUCUAUUCUGCUUUGCUGAAUUUAACAAGUAUUAGGAACUGCUAUGAUACAUAUACAAGUUGGUCAACAACUACUGAGUUACUGAUGUUAUUGAAUGUUACGUAUUUUCUGUUGGAUCUCUGUUAACUUCCCCUCGGUGCCGUUUUCAUUUCAGAUGCAUUACAGUCAGGAUUUGGAGCCUGUGAUUGUAGUGUAUCGUAGCACAGACCAUAUAUUUUCAUGAACACUGUUCAAUUAAGUAUUUAUUUAAAUAAAAACAAAUCUAUACA